This is a messenger RNA of Carassius auratus (goldfish), 1732 nucleotides long. Its product is annotated as sodium/potassium-transporting ATPase subunit beta-3-like. The coding region runs from base 173 to 994 and encodes 273 amino acids. The transcript has 7 exons. The record is from RefSeq and is a predicted model, not a curated record. Gene Ontology annotation, cellular component: sodium:potassium-exchanging ATPase complex. NCBI's taxonomy places the organism in Eukaryota, Metazoa, Chordata, Actinopteri, Cypriniformes, Cyprinidae. Gene Ontology annotation, molecular function: ATPase activator activity. Gene Ontology annotation, biological process: potassium ion import across plasma membrane; intracellular potassium ion homeostasis; intracellular sodium ion homeostasis.
GAGCGCGUCAGACGCCGCUAGUGGACUGCUGCAGUCUGGACUCUGGAGCCGCGUGGAAACACUGCACACCUCUUUUAGUUCAUAACGCAAAGGUGGCGGGUCCGAAUCACUGCUCUCUUUGAUUUGUCCUCCUCCAUCGUUGUCAAACUGGUUUAUUCACUCUAUUCUCGCCAUGGCCAACAAAGAGGAGAAAGCUGACGAGAAACAGUCGAGUUGGAAAGAUUUUUUCUACAACCCUCGGACGGGGGAAUUCAUCGGGCGCACCGCGAGCAGCUGGGCUCUUAUAUUCCUCUUCUAUCUGGUCUUCUAUGGCUUCCUGGCGGGGAUGUUCACUCUCACCAUGUGGGUGAUGCUACAGACGCUGGAUGAACACACUCCCACAUACAGGGACCGAGUGGCCAAUCCAGGGCUGAUGAUCAGACCGAGGUCCUUGGAAAUUAAAUAUAACCUAUCGAUUCCCCAGGAAUACAGCAAGUACGUGCAGCCCCUGGAGUUGUUCCUGCAGCCGUACAAUGACUCUCUGCAGGAGGCAAACGAGGCCUGUCCCGAGGGUGUGUACUUUGAGCAAGACGACGUUGAGGUGAAGAAGGUUUGCCAGUUCAAGAGAAGUGUGCUAGGGCAUUGCUCUGGACUGGAUGAUUUCGGUUAUUCCAAGGGUCAGCCAUGCAUCCUAGUCAAGAUGAAUCGAGUGAUUGGGCUUAAGCCACAAGGAAACCCCUGUAUCAGCUGCAAAGCCAAGAGAGAAGCUCCUCUGCAGAUGCAGUAUUUCCCCGCUGAGGGCAAACUCGACAAGAGUUACUUCCCCUAUUAUGGCAAGAAAUUGCAUGCACAGUACGUGCAGCCGGUGGUGGCCGUGAAGCUGAUGCUGAUGGAGGAAGACUAUAACUCUGAGCUCACCGUCGAGUGUAAGGUGGAGGGUUCGAAUCUGCUCAACAGCGACGAGCGAGACAAGUUCCUGGGCCGCGUCAUGUUCCGCGUCUCCGUGUCCAAGUAGCCCAGAGCCUUCGCCAGGGGCACACGAUGUCACUUCCUCUCACGUCCAUCACGUCCAUAUCACACUCCCCUCGUCCCCAGAGUUUAAUCAGCCCUUCACACGUCAAGUUCAAGAGCAGCUGGAUGCACACAGACCUCCUCUGGCUCUGCGUCACGGACGGGCCAGGGGUGGACACGUGCAUGUGUGUGGAGCUUAAUGAAGGUUUUAAUUCACUGAUUCGCUCAUUUAUCAUAAAACAAAAUGAUUGAAAUACAAUUCAAAGGUAAAAGACAAGGAGAGAAGCUCGAGUCAUCGUGUAGAGUAGUAAGUGUAGGGACCUGUAAAUAGAUGCAUCAACACAUCAUGUGUGUGUGUGUGCUCUGCUCCCUCAUAGUCCUGUUCAGCCUGCCGUGUGUGUGUGUGUGUGUGUGUGUGUGUGAUGUCAAGCCUCUGUGUACAUAUUUAAUGGAUUUUAAACACUCUUUUUCUCUGUCAUUACUCACAUUGUCUGACUGCUGUAAGAAAUCAAGAGUAUGAAAUUAUAUAAUAGCUGUAAUUUAAGAUUAUUGAGAAGUGAAAAUAAUAAGGGUGGGGGGGUUGAACACCAAAAAACCUCUAUAUAUCAAACCUGGUUUGAGACCCGUCCACCGUCUGAGGGAAAGGAGUUUUUUAAACCUCUGCAGAAACUGUUCUUUGUGCAGAUGCCUUACGAUCUGUAUGAGUUAAAAAAUAUUGAAAUAAAAUUUGAUUUUAAACGAC